CCUGUGGUCUGACCAGUCACUCAUCUGUGACCUUACAUCAUGGCAGAUCUCCGUCAAUGUUUGCGAACUGCUAGGAAUAGAUUUCCUUCAAAAAUGCUGUUCAAACAUCGCAGGUUGAUAUCACUCAUGGCUGUAUUUGUGAUCACUGCUGUCGGAUGCUUCCACUUCGCAGAUUACAUUUCUGUCAGUUUCAAAGCAAUUCGACACACGAACUUGUUUUUACAGACACAUAAACCCAUUGCCAUUCACCGCAACCCCAAAGGGAAGAAUGAGAGCAUCGCCUGCGUCGUCGAAAAUUCUCUAGGAGACAGUUGCAGUGGGAUUGGAUUUGCCUCCUUGGUUUUGCAGACAAUAGACGACAUCACAACGUGUCUUGCACAGGGAUUCGUCCCAACUGUCAUUUGGACAGAUUGUGACUACUGCGGGCCGCCUGGAAACGGACUAAACUACUGGACGUGGUACUUUGAAGGUAGAAACGAGGGUAUCGUACAACAGGCGAAAACUCGGGUGUGUAUGGGGCCCUCUAGGAUUCCCGAAGGCCAUCCUUCGGUUUACCUGACUCAAACAGGAGCAAAGGGUGAAUUGGUGGAUUUCCGUUUUGCCGACAUGAAAAGCAAAGUGACGGAAUACUUCCAACCAAUCACAGCAGAGACCCGGGCUCUUGUCAAUCACGUCAUAUCCGGUUAUCUCAAGCCAGCCGCUCGAGUCAGGAACGUCGUGGAUUCUUUCUACCAAUCCGACAUGGCGGACAGUAUUAAUAUAGGUGUUCAUGUGAGAUUGGAGGCAGGUCACGCUGAAGAGAUGACACUUUAUCACCAGACGCCUCCAAAACUCCAAGACUUUGUUCAAGUCGUGCAGCGUCUCACAGACGACAUCACCGCCAAACAUGUCGGCAAAGAGAUUCGGAUAUUCCUGGCCUCCGACCUUGACGAAGUCAUCGAGGAAUUCAAGUCCAAGUUUGGGGGCAAAAGAGUCUUACAUAUUGAUGCUCUUAGGGGUGAAACAAUGGUUAUUACUCGUUUCCUUGAACAGAGAAACUCCGGACAGUUAAUGGGUGAUCAGGUGUUCAGCGACAUCUUGCUGAUGUCUAAGUGUGACCACUUUGUCCACCAUGAGUCAAACGUUGCUUCAGUGGUGUACUAUUUCAACCCCAACCUUCAGAGUCACUACGUCAGUGGAGACGCCUCAGUGUUCAGACGACUCAAUGCGCAACCCCGUUUUGACUCUGAGGAACUUUUUCGCCAGGCCGUUGCCAGGGAGAUGCGCAACAUGGCCCUUCCCGACUGGCAAGACUGGCCGCUUUGGGAUCGUUUUAAGUUCUGGGUCAAAACGCAGAAAUUUUUGCUCUUCGAUCAAGUAAAUUUUGGGCGUCAACUGAAGUGCUUUUACAAGAAUAUCAAAUGGAGCACAUGUCGAAAUGAGUUUUUAAGAUCACAAUUUGCCAGCAAUAGUGAUAUACAGAAAUUGAUGAGUCGGUGAAGUUGUUGAAAAUAUACCUUCAGGGACUGAAUCUUUUGUUUGGGGGGAGGCACCAACGCAUGCAGCCUGAAACUUUUUUUGACAAACGUUUGAAAAAAACAGCUGAUUUUCAACUUGUAAUACACACUGUACAACACCGCCAACACCCGUCAUUUAUCAUCUAUAACUUUACAGUGACCAAAUGUAAGAAAGAAAUGCAAACGCUUGUAAAUGGUGUGUAUGAUAUAACGUUAUAUGUGUAGAGUGGUCUAUGUUUUAUUGUAUGCAUAAUUUUAUAGUCUCUAUUUUACGACAUGGAUUCUUAAUGGUUUACUUACUUCAUGCAAAUGAUUCAUAUGACAGUCACCAAGGGAUUUUGGUGGCGCAAUACAUCGGUCACGAUCAAGUUUCAACCUUGGCAAGGUGUUGAUAAAACAAACUACCUCAUAUCUUCGCCCAAUGAUAUUAACCUUCAUGACUGAAAUACAUACAUAAUAUAAAGGUUUGUCAUUGACUACAUAUGCUACUCAUCUGAUGGGUUCUUUGGAUACGUUUGGUAGGUGUGUUAGGGGAUGGGAAAAAGAAAGUAAAUUUCGACCGUAUGGCCUCCUAAUGGCUUUCUAAGGUAGUGCUGCGGAAUUUCGACAUCUUGACAUUCCGUAGUCGUGAUGUUUUAGUCGUAUACAACGUUAAGUAUUGGGCCAGAGAGUAAGCUAUGAUUUGCAAAAUCAAUGGGAAAUACUUCACUCGAAAAGAUUGACAUCAUUUGACGAAGGUAUGAGGUCGUGAAACUC
Molecule: messenger RNA, 2252 nt
Organism: Branchiostoma floridae (Florida lancelet)
Lineage: Eukaryota; Metazoa; Chordata; Leptocardii; Amphioxiformes; Branchiostomatidae
Exons: 6
Coding region: 40-1479 (479 amino acids)
Biological process (GO): amino acid metabolic process
Molecular function (GO): hydrolase activity, acting on carbon-nitrogen (but not peptide) bonds, in linear amides
Source: RefSeq, a predicted model, not a curated record